CAUACAAAAUUACAUUAGCAAAUUGGUUUUUUAAAUUGACCUCACGGGAAGGUACUUCUGUGCGAAAAGGGGCCGUCAGAAGCCAGAUACAGCUAGGCGAGGCUUCAUAAUUGUAGCAACUAGCAAAGUAAGGGCAACGGAUGCAACAGCAGAAAAAGGAUCAAACGACGCAACCAGGCUAAAGAUGACAGCUUUACGUGCUCUUGCCAUCAUUUUGAUGGUGCCGCUCAUUUAUGCCGCCGAAUUCACAUACGAUAACGGCCCGCACGGACCAUCCCACUGGGCUAGCCUUUUCCCCAAGGAGUGCGCGGGUAGUCUGCAGUCACCUAUCAAUCUCAAGAUGAGCCAGGCUACGGACAAAGAUCUGGGCAAACUUGAAUUGGAUACCUUCUUCACGUCCUGCAAAUGGCCGACUGGGACGGUAGUCAACAACGGUCAUGCGGUGCAAAUUGCUUUCAACCAAGAGUUUGUCAUCGGUGGGGGCGGGCUUCCUGGAAAGCAGUACAAGGUGGCCCAGCUUCACUACCACUUUGGAAGCAAAAACGGACAAGGGUCGGAGCACGCCCUCAACGGCAGGCACUACGAAGCUGAGAUGCACCUGGUGACGUACGACACCAAGUAUCCAUCCUUUGACGAAGCUGUGAAGAACAAAGACGGGUUAGCAGUGUUUGCAGGAAUGAUCGAGGUGGGCUUCUUCGAAAACCACUUAUACAAAGACUUCCUAAGUGCUGUAAAAACUGUCAAGUACAAAGGAUAUUCCCGCAAGUUCUCUUUGCCCUGCUGCUUGGUGGAUCUGUUGCCUAAUGACUUUGGUGAUUUCUACCGCUACCGUGGCUCACUGACCACGCCUCACUGCAACGAGGUGGUCAUUUGGACCGUAUGGAGGAAACCUGUGCGACUGUCUUCGGCCCAGAUUGGGGUGUUCCGGAGCCUGUACAGCAGCGAAGAUCACGCUGUUACCAAGGUACCGCUGGCUGAUAACUACCGCCCUCUGCAGGCGGUCAAUGGUCGUAAAAUCCUGUACAAUGGCGUGCAUAACUAUCGCUGGGUGCUGAACCUCGAGAAUGUGCUGUUUCCACCUAAGACUAAGAGUCCUUAUUUCGUCUGAGUUUUCGCAGUUUCAUAAGUGAAGUUCUCUGCGCAAGGGCCUUUUUCACGUGGUUAUUAAACAAGGGCACUGCAUAUUAAAUACAGAAUGAAGUUGAAAUUUAAGUUUAAUUGAUUUAAAAGUAACAACUGCGGAUCAUUAGUUUCAUCGUUAUUGAGUAUCAAGGGAUAUUAAUUAAUGCAUUUAUUAAUCGUUGGUGUAUGGGGGAAAUUAAUUUAGCAUUCUUCAUUUGUCCUUUUGGAAUUAAAUAUCAUUCAUUUAAAAUAGA
Messenger RNA from Patiria miniata (bat star), 1376 nucleotides. RefSeq names its product carbonic anhydrase 3-like. NCBI's taxonomy places the organism in Eukaryota, Metazoa, Echinodermata, Asteroidea, Valvatida, Asterinidae. Gene Ontology annotation, cellular component: plasma membrane. Gene Ontology annotation, molecular function: carbonate dehydratase activity; zinc ion binding. Bases 185 to 1108 code for a protein of 307 amino acids. The transcript is spliced from 9 exons. The record is from RefSeq and is a predicted model, not a curated record.